This is a messenger RNA of Chinchilla lanigera (long-tailed chinchilla), 1894 nucleotides long. RefSeq names its product protein phosphatase, Mg2+/Mn2+ dependent, 1M (gene Ppm1m). The record is from RefSeq and is a predicted model, not a curated record. Lineage: Eukaryota; Metazoa; Chordata; Mammalia; Rodentia; Chinchillidae. Gene Ontology annotation, biological process: protein dephosphorylation. Gene Ontology annotation, molecular function: protein serine/threonine phosphatase activity.
GGGGCAGCGCGCUGCCCUGGAACGCAGGCUACGCCGAGAUCAUCAAUGCAGAAAAGUCUGAAUUCAAUGAGGAUCAGGCUGCCUGCGGGAAGCUGUGCAUCCGGAGAUACGAGUUUGGAGCUGAAGAGGACCAAGAGUGGCUGACCCUGUGCGCAGAGGAGUUCCUGACAGGUCAUUACUGGGCCCUGUUUGAUGGGCAUGGCGGUCCUGCAGCGGCCAUCCUGGCUGCCAACACCUUGCACUCCUGCCUGCGCCGGCAGCUGGAGGCCGUGGUAGAAGGCAUAGUAGCCACGCAGCCCCCCAUGCACCUCAGUGGCCACUGUGUCUGCCUCAGUGACCCCCAGUUUGUGGAGGAAAAGGGCAUCAAAACAGAAGACUUGGUCAUUGGGGCUCUGGAGAGCGCUUUUCAGGAAUGUGAUGAGGUGAUCGGGCGGGAGCUGGAGGCCUCAUGCCAGGUGGGUGGCUGCACAGCGCUGGUGGCUGUGUCCUUGCAGGGAAAGCUGUACGUGGCCAAUGCUGGGGAUAGCAGAGCUCUUUUGGUACGGAGAGAUGAGAUAAAGCCACUGAGCUCUGAGUUCACCCCAGAGACUGAGCGGCAGCGGAUCCAGCAGCUGGCCUUUGUCUACCCAGAGCUUCUGGCCGGUGAGUUCACCCGACUAGAGUUCCCUCGCCGAUUGAAGGGGGAUGACUUGGGUCAGAAGGUUUUGUUCAGGGAUCACCACAUGAAUGGCUGGAGCUACAAACGUGUGGAGAAAGCGGAUCUCAAAUACCCACUGAUUCAUGGACAGGGUAGGCAGGCUCGGUUACUGGGAACAUUGGCUGUCUCCCGGGGCCUAGGAGACCAUCAGCUCAGAGUCCUGGACACCAAUAUCCAGCUCAAGCCCUUUUUGCUCUCUGUCCCACAGGUGACUGUGCUGGAUAUGGACCAGCUAGAGCUGGGGGAAGAUGAUGUGGUUGUCAUGGCAACAGAUGGGCUCUGGGAUGUCCUGUCAAACGAGCAGGUGGCACUGCUGGUGCGGAGCUUCCUCCCCAGGAACCGAGAUGACCCACACAGGUUCUCGGAGUUGGCCAAAACGCUGAUACGAAGUACACAGGGGAAGGAGGACGGUCCCGCAGGGGAAAGGCAGGUGUCCUACGAUGAUGUCUCUGUGUUCGUGAUUCCUUUGCACAGCCAAGGCGAAGGAGGCAGUGGCCCCUGAGGAUUCACACAUUAUAACCCAGAAAUGCUCCAGGGCUGGUGCAAUCUGGAGACUCCUUUGUGGCCAAGAGCAGGCCCUGCUGCCCCAUACCUAGCCACAGCUCAGUGCUCUUCUUGCUUUCCAUCCCUCACCCAUUUCAAGGGGAACAUUUAUAUCAGGCAGCCAGAGCUGAAAGGGUGUGGAGACCCUAGCCCACCAGGUCCUGCCUUUUACCUUAACAUCCUUCUGCAGAAGCACUUCAGAACUUAGGAAACUCUUCUGAGGCUCCCCAGACAGGAUCCUCAGUAACCUCAAGUAUUCUCAGAUAGGAACACCUGGGUUAAAGGUAGCCAAAGAUGCCAUGAGGAACAGGCUGUAUAUCUGGAUCCAGAGUUCCAAUCUACGAAUGUCAGGGCAUCCAUUCAACAACCUCCAGUGCAGGGUUCCUUGUGAAAUGACAAGUUGAAGACAGCUCCGGAGGGGAUCAGCUCAGGCUUUGCCCUGCUGUCCUUUACCAGUGGAUGGCACAGGCUCUGGAGCUAAAGAUGGGACACAGCAAAAAGGUACAAGAUGUCCCAGAGAUGGCUAGGCGGGCAAGGACUCCUUACUGCCUAGCCUCUAGCUGCUUGCGUCAGCCCUGCCCUAGUCCAUACACCAAUAAUGCCUUUGCUUUGUUGCUAUCACCUUCCUGUUAUUAAAUGUUUAUAUGCAGAACA